This is a messenger RNA of Cyclopterus lumpus (lumpfish), 1991 nucleotides long. It is a transcript of the gene klhl31, whose product is annotated as kelch-like family member 31. Gene Ontology annotation, biological process: negative regulation of protein phosphorylation. Bases 84 to 1991 code for a protein of 635 amino acids. Gene Ontology annotation, molecular function: protein binding. Lineage: Eukaryota; Metazoa; Chordata; Actinopteri; Perciformes; Cyclopteridae. The record is from RefSeq and is a predicted model, not a curated record. The transcript has 3 exons. Gene Ontology annotation, cellular component: nucleus; cytoplasm.
CAUUACUGGAGGCACAAGUUCCUUCUUCACCAGCCUCAACUUAAUUUCUCAGAAGGUCUGGGCUGUGUUCUGCUGCUACAGCCAUGGCACCCAAAAAGAACAAGGCGACCAAAAAGAGCAAAGGAGACAUAAAUGAAAUGACAAUAUUGGUCGAGGACAGCCCCAUCAACAAGAUCAACGGGCUAAACACUCUGUUGGAAGGAGGAAACGGCUUCAACUCCAUUUCAACUGAAGUCACUGAUUCUGUGUAUGCCCCAAACCUGCUGGAGGGUUUGAGCAACAUGAGGCAGGACAGCUUCCUCUGCGAUCUAACAGUCGCCACCAAGUCAAAGUCCUUUGAUGUCCACAAGGUUGUCAUGGCCUCCUGCAGCGUGUACAUUCGAAGCAUCUUGAAGAAGGAUUCGUCCCUCCAGAAGAUCGACCUGAACGACCUCUCACCGGUCGGCCUCGCCACAGCGAUUACAUAUGCUUACUCUGGAAAGCUGACCUUGUCGCUGUACAGCAUCGGAAGCACUAUCGCUGCGGCCAUGCUGCUGCAGAUUGGCACCUUAGUGAAGAUGUGCAGUGAUUUCCUCAUGCAGGAUCUCAGCGUGGAAAACUGCAUGUAUGUGGCCAAUAUUGCUGAUGCCUAUGACCUCAAAGAAACCAAGGAGGCAGCUCAGAGGUUCAUGCGGGAAAACUUCAUUGAGUUCUCUGAGAUGGAGCAGUUCCUGAAGCUCCCCUAUGAGCAGAUCAGCGAUUUCCUCUCAGAUGAUUCUCUGCACCUUCCCUCUGAGGUCACGGCCUUCCAGAUCGCCAUGAAGUGGUUGGACUUUGACGAGAAGAGGUUGAAGUACGCGGCGGAUCUCCUAACUCUAAUCCGCUUCGGUACCAUCUCUGCACAAGACCUGGUGAAUCAUGUCCAGAGUGCGCCUAGAAUGAUGCAAGACCCCGAGUGCCACCGUCUCCUUGUUGAUGCCAUGAAUUACCAUCUGCUGCCAUACCAACAGAACAUCCUCCAGUCACGCAGAACGAAGGUGCGCGGUGGCCUCAAGGUGAUAUUCACAGUUGGUGGACGCCCUGCCUUGACAGAGAAAUCUCUCAGCAAAGAGGUCCUCUACAGAGAUGUAGAUAACGUGUGGAAUAAGUUGACAGAAAUGCCGGCAAAGAGCUUCAAUCAGUGUGUAGCAGUCUUGGAUGGCUUCCUGUAUGUGGCAGGUGGUGAGGACCAGAAUGACGCAAGGAACCAGGCUAAGCAUGCCGUCAGCAACUUCUGCAGAUUCGACCCCCGCUUCAACACUUGGAUUCACUUGAGCAACAUGAUCCAGAAGCGCACACACUUCAGCCUCAACAUCUUCAACGGCCUCCUGUUUGCCAUCGGAGGGCGAAACGGUGAUGGUGUUCAGGCCUCUGUGGAGUGCUAUGUGCCCUCCUCCAACCAGUGGCAGAUGAAAGCUCCCAUGGAGGUGCCCCGCUGCUGUCACGGCAGUUCCCUCAUCGAUGGCAAGAUCCUUGUAUCCGGAGGUUAUAUCAACAACGCCUACUCCAGGGCCGUGUGCUCAUAUGACCCCUCCACUGACAGCUGGCAUGAUAAGAACAGCCUGAGCACCCCUCGAGGUUGGCACUGCGCUGCCACUGUGGGAGACCGAGCCUAUGCCAUCGGUGGCAGCCAGUUGGGAGGUCGUGGAGAGAGGGUGGAUGUCCUCGCCGUCGAGUCUUACAACCCUCACAGCGGGCAGUGGAGCUACUGCACGCCUCUUAACACAGGAGUGAGCACAGCUGGUAUUUCCAUUUUGAACAACAGGGUCUAUCUCCUCGGAGGCUGGAACGAGGGAGAGAAGAAGUACAAGAAAUGCAUUCAGGUUUACAACCCUGACCUCAAUGAAUGGACUGAGGAUGAUGAAUUGCCAGAAGCAACAGUCGGCAUUUCAUGCUGUGUUGUCACCAUACCCACACGUAAAACACGAGAGUCCAGAGCCAGUUCAGUGUCUUCUGCACCAGUCAGUAUAUAA